AUGGGACACCGCACGUCGGAGCUGCUGGCUCUGUUGGUGAUCUCGCUGUCCCUGCUGCUACUGCUGCCCUCUGCCGCGGCCGCCACGGCCACAGCGAAGGCCAUCGACGCAAGCAAAGUCCAGCGUCUGGAGCUGCCCGACUCUCUGGUCGGUCCAGAGAGCGUCGCGUUCGACGGGCGCGGCGCCGGGCCCUACGUCAGCGUCGCCGACGGCCGCGUCCUCCGGUGGGGCGGCAACGGCAACGGCUCCGGGUCCGGCUCUGGCUGGACGACGUACACGUACAGCCCGAGCUACAGCAAGAACAACUGCGCGACGCCGUCGGAGCUCCCGCCCGUGGCCACCGAGAGCUCGUGCGGGCGGCCACUGGGCCUGCGGUUCCACCGCCGCUCCGGCACGCUCUACGUCGCCGACGCGUACAUGGGUCUGAUGCGGGUGGGUCCGGGGGGCGGGGAGGCGACGGUGGUGGCGACGGAGGCCGUCGGGGAGCCGCUGCUCUUCGCCAACGGGGUGGACGUGGACCAGCGCACCGGCGAGGUGUACUUCACCGACAGCAGCAGCACGUACCGGCGGUCGCAGCACCAGAUGGUGACCGCCACGGGGGACUCCACGGGGCGCAUCAUGAGGUAUGACCCGCGGACGGGCGAAGUGGCGGUGCUCCAGUCCGGCGUGACGUACCCCAACGGCGUCGCCGUCAGCGCCGACGGGACCCACCUCGUCGUCGCGCUCACGGGCCCGUGCAAGCUGCUGAGGUACUGGCUCCGAGGGCCCAAGGCCGGCACGUCCGAGACGCUCGCUGACCUGCCGGGGUACCCGGACAACGUGAGGCCCGACGGGAAGGGAGGCUACUGGGUGGCGCUGCACCGGGAGAAGAACGAGUUCCCGUUCGGCGUGAACUCGCACCUGGUCGCUGUUCGGAUUGGCGCCGACGGCGAGACGCAGCAGGAGAUGAAAGGCCCCAAGAACGUCAGACCCACUGAGCUGGUGGAACGAAAAGGCGGCAAAAUAUAUAUGGGGUCUGUAGAGCUGUCGUAUGUUGGCAUUGUUAGCACUUAG
Miscanthus lutarioriparius is the source of this 1053-nucleotide messenger RNA. Lineage: Eukaryota; Viridiplantae; Streptophyta; Magnoliopsida; Poales; Poaceae. The record is from the annotation of a GenBank genome assembly.